AUGCAAAAGCAUGCUGCUGACAUCAGAAAAGACUCUCCUCUUGCUGAGUAUGUAGAACCAGCACCCUGGAAACCAGAACUCUUCAAUAUCAACUACACAGUCCUACCGGCAAGCAAAGAAGCAUGCACCGUUCAACAGCUGAAACAAGCAGCACAAGAUUCAAUAAGGAAAACGACAGCCACAAAUGAAUACUUUACAGAUGGAUCAGUAGACCUCAGCAUUCCUGCAGCGGCAGCAGGAGUCUACUCAACAUCACUAAAAGGGAGCUGGAGGCUCUCAGAUAACGCCUCCACUCUACAGACUGAGCUGAUAGCAAUCGCUAAAGCGCUAGAAGACUCUCAACACAAACUAGGAAACACAACUAUCCACACCAACUCAAAAGGAGCAAUACAAGCCAUCACAAAAGGCAAGGCAAAAGAAAAUAUCAAACUCCUGACAAGUAUAUGGGCAAUUGCCAACAUCCACCAAAUCAGAAACAGACAGAUUACUCUCAACUGGAUUCCAAGUCACAUAGGAAUCCAAGGAAAUGAGGAAGCAGACUCCCUAGCAAAGAGUGAGUUACACAUUAACAACAUAGGUAUUAAAAUCAGCCCCUCACUGACUCAACUUAAAAGCAAAGCCUCAGCAUACUGUCAAGUGCAAGAAGAAAGCAAAGUCAGGAGAGCGGUCUUUGGAGGCUCUAACACUACAAAGUGGUAUGUAGACACCACCAGUCUGCAACCACAUGACAUUCCCAAAGAUAUGUCAAGAGCAUUAGCAGUCAUAAUUCAUCGUCUAAGGCUGGGAUACCAAUGCACUUGGCAAAAGAUAGUAGGCAAUCCCAGGCCAUGUAAGUACUGCGAAAGAAUUCCUGAAGAACCUCUAGAACACUACCUCUUAGACUGUCCAGAAACGGAGCAACUAAGAGAUAGGUACAUAGGAAAUGAACGCACAACCACUCAAAUCACAAAGCACAUUCUAGCAAACACCCAUGAAUUAGCAGGUUUCCUAUGCUCCUACCCACCACCUAGGUAG
Molecule: messenger RNA, 1014 nt
Organism: Macrobrachium nipponense
Lineage: Eukaryota; Metazoa; Arthropoda; Malacostraca; Decapoda; Palaemonidae
Exons: 1
Coding region: 1-1014 (337 amino acids)
Biological process (GO): DNA replication, removal of RNA primer
Molecular function (GO): RNA-DNA hybrid ribonuclease activity; nucleic acid binding
Source: RefSeq, a predicted model, not a curated record